Dalotia coriaria is the source of this 2979-nucleotide messenger RNA. Its product is annotated as probable tyrosyl-DNA phosphodiesterase. The record is from RefSeq and is a predicted model, not a curated record. Bases 139 to 1917 code for a protein of 592 amino acids. The transcript is spliced from 9 exons. Gene Ontology annotation, cellular component: nucleus. Gene Ontology annotation, biological process: DNA repair. Gene Ontology annotation, molecular function: single-stranded DNA binding; 3'-tyrosyl-DNA phosphodiesterase activity; double-stranded DNA binding. Lineage: Eukaryota; Metazoa; Arthropoda; Insecta; Coleoptera; Staphylinidae.
UACUUAUCAAAGACAUUUCUUGGGAUUUAUUGCACAAACUUCAACUUUACUAUAUUUCAAAGACGCGCAUAAACAGAUGUAACCUUAAAAAGUCACAUUCUCCAAGAAUAACAAGUCGGGAUAGAUAGUGAGUCGUGAAUGAUGGAAGGAAAUAAACGGAGUAAUGCAGAUUUUAGUCAUUCCAACAAUGAAAUUGUAAAAAAACAAAAACUGGAAGCAUGUCCUCAUGCACUCAAAUGUUAUCGCCGCAAUCCACAUCAUUUCAAGGAAUAUGAUCAUCCACACUUAAAUGAAUUUUUAGAAACUACUUCACCAAAGUUUCCAAAUUCUUUUAAACAGGAGCACACUGUUUAUUUGGAACAAUUGGAAAUUCUUCGAGAAUUGAAGAAAAUAAAGCUAAAUGCAUCACAGCCAGUCAAUAUAGAACAAAAGGAAGAAGCGAAGCCAAAAACUAGUAGGAGUGUUCAAGAAGUGAUAAAGGCAACAACAUCAUCUUUCUUUAAUAAAAACAAAACCACUGCUCAUUCUCAUAAGAACAUUGUGCCUAAUAAAAUGGAUCUGAAGGGCAAAAAAGUAUUGAAGAAUGCUAAGACAAUGAAGGAAAAGUUGGAGAUUUGUGCACCAUAUAACUUAUUUUUUACAAAGGUGCCAGAAGCUGCUAAAACAAUGAAUGGUUAUAACUGCAUUUCAUUUCCAGAUUUAAUUUGUCCAAGUAUUGGAAUUCUUGAAAAAUCAUUACAACUAAAUUUUAUGAUUGAUGUUAGUUGGUUAAUUGAACAGUAUCAAGUACAUAACUUGCAUACAACCCCUUUAACCAUCGUAUACGGAUAUGAUUUCCCUAUGAUGAAGGAGUACAUCGCGAAAAAUUUGCCCAAUGUAACGCCACAUCAAGUUAACUUGAAGGAUCCGUUCGGUAUUCAUCAUUCAAAAAUUGGUAUAUAUAAAUUUGAAAACGAUAUUAUAAGAAUAGUAGUAUCAACAGCUAACUUAUACUAUGAAGAUUGGAAUCAUUACAAUCAAGGGCUGUGGUUGAGUCCUCCACUGUCCAAAAUGGACGCCGCCAAACAGGAUUUUGAAUGCGCGGGACCCACUGGUUUCAAAACCGAUUUUCUCGCAUAUUUAAAGAGUUACAAUUUGGACGUCCUAAGACAAUGGAUUGAAAUUAUAAAGAGGACGGAUUUUUCUCCAAUUAAGGUUUAUUUUGUCAGUUCAAUUCCUGGAAGACACUAUCCACGUAACAAUGGCAGUCACGUUCACCGCGUUGGCGAUUUGUUGAGCAAACACUGUUCACUUCCCGUGAAAACCACACCGGAUUCUGAGGGCGCUUUAUCAUGGGGUGUGAUUGCUCAAUCAUCCAGUUUGGGCAGUUUUGGAAAGAGCGCUGGUGAUUGGUUAAGACCAGUUUUGUUAAGGGCUUUGGCAAGUCACAAAAACUCAGUACUACCAGCUACACCCAAAGCUACUCUAAGCUUAAUCUACCCCACAGUGAAAAAUGUCUUGGGAAGUCAUUUUGGACCACAAGGUGGUGGCUGUUUGCCGUAUGGCAAAUCAGUGAAUGAUAAACAAAAAUGGUUAAAAGAAUAUCUUCAUGUAUGGAAAGCUGACACCACUGGUAGAUCGCGCGCAAUGCCCCACAUAAAGAGCUACGUGCGAGUUUCGCCUUGUAUGACAAAAUUAGCUUGGUGUUUGAUCACAAGCGCGAAUAUCUCAAAAGCAGCGUGGGGUGGCAAUUCGAAUCGUGAUGGCGGUACUUAUAUUCGAUCGUAUGAAGCAGGCAUCAUGUUUUUGCCGCAUAUGUUUGAAGAGGAGUAUUUUUAUAUUGAGCGCAAAGAGGGAGAUGAGGGUCAUUUGUUUCCGUUGAUGUACGAUUUGCCUUUGGAAGCUUAUCAAAGUGCAGACGAACCUUGGUGUAAUUAAGUUUGUAACGUUAAACAUGUGUAAGUCCUCAAGUAUGGUUUUUCUCCACGCGCUGCAUCUCCUGAACUAAUAUACUUUGCGGAAUUAAAUCCUGUAUCUCCCUGUAUCGAAAUUUAUUGCGAGAAAAUUCCGUAACGCGAGUUAUAUUGAUAGUUGUGAGUAUACGCACUUGUACUCAUUGCGCUAGGAAUUGUAGUUUUGUAUUAUAACACGCGAACGCGGUCUUACUGUAAGUUCUGAAUAAUUUUAUAAGAUGUGGAAUUUAAUUCUGCAUUUCCCUGUAAUGAAAUUUAUUACUAGAAAAUUCCGUAACGCGAGUUAUAGUGAUAGUUGUGUGUGUACGCACUUGUACUCGUUGCGCUAGGAAUUAUAGUUUUUGUAUUAUAACACGCGAACGCGGUCUUACUGUAAGUUCGGAAUAAUUUUCUUAGAUGCGGAAUUUAAUUCUGUAUCUCCAUGUAUCAAAAUUUAUUGCGAGAAAAUUCCGUAACGCCAGUUAUAUUGCUAGUUGAGUGUAUACGCACUUGUACUCGUUGCGCUAGGAGUUGUAGUUUUUGUAUUAUAACACGCGAACGCGGUCUUACUUUAAGUUCGGAAUAAUUUUAUAAGAUGCGGAAUUUAAUUCUGUAUCUCCCUGUAUCGAAAUUUAUUGCGAGAAAAUUCCGUAACGCGAGUUAUAUUGAUAGUUGUGUGUAUACGCACUUGUACUCGUUGCGCAGUACCGGCGUUAGGGCAUGGCGCGGUUGGGCGACCGCCCAGGGGUGCCGAAUCGCACUUGGCCAGUUUUUUCGUAUGGGUUUGAAUUGCAGUUAGGGGACGCCGUAGAACUCACGCCCAGGGCGCUGGUAGUGCUAAAACCGGCACUGAAUGACGUCAAUGGAAAUUAGAAGUAACGUAUUUCCAAAUUUUAAUAUUUAUUUGUUUUUAUUUAUUAUGUAGUGAAACCAUGUGAUACCGAAGUUACACAGCUAUAGAAAAUUGUUUCACCACACGUGUACAAAGACAUUUACAAAGUACCAUCUUGAUUGUAUGAUGUCCAAUAAAAGACAACUUAAUAUUAUA